Molecule: messenger RNA, 926 nt
Organism: Cucurbita moschata (crookneck pumpkin)
Lineage: Eukaryota; Viridiplantae; Streptophyta; Magnoliopsida; Cucurbitales; Cucurbitaceae
Product: protein NEOXANTHIN-DEFICIENT 1
Exons: 10
Coding region: 44-871 (275 amino acids)
Source: RefSeq, a predicted model, not a curated record
UUCCCCCUCUUCCUCUUCCAACGAACACGCCGAAAAGACCUCCAUGGAAAAUGGAGAGAAGAAACGCUCAACGGGUUACGGCAGGCCGCCAUGGACAUUCAGAGGAAGGGCUCUGUAUCAACUGCAUCUUGUUAAGGCUAAAACUGCUCGAAAGUGUAUUCCAAAGGAGUUGAGACUCGUUGAAGCAUUUGGUUAUACUCUUGGUGGGUUUUUUCUUGCGAACUAUGAUGAUAGUCCAGCAGGAAGUUUUGAUGAGCUUGUGGUAAUUGCUGGAAUUGUUUGGAAUCGUCCAACAUCCUGCGCAUGGGCAGCUAAGGUUCUAGUGAACAGUGAUGAAGCUUGUGAUCAUGGACGAAAGGAAGUGGGGCUUCCAAGUCAGGUUGCAAGGUUUACAAAAAGGACCGAGGCAGUUCCGAAGCAUCGGGGUGAAAGAGGACUUCUCAACUCCUUUCGUGGAAGUAGUGAUUUCUGCAACCAGAAGAAUCAGGAGCAUGUUCAAGUGACUGAAGUGAAGAAUCCUACUUCAAUAGAUGUCUGCAAUAUCAACCUUUCAAUUUCUGAUCCUUUAAGCAAAUGGAUGGGGCCAGCUAUCAGAAUGUCUCUCCCAAGUUACAGUGGGCACACAGAAAAUACUCCUGAACUACUCAAAUAUUCCUGCCAAAUUCAAUGCCGGGUGCGAGCAGUAAAGCCAGCAGCGGUCGCAAUCGAACAAGCUGGAGAAGAUGAACAACAUGAACAUGAACAAAGCCUCAGCACAACUGUACUGUUAUCAAAGCCCAUCCUGGCUUUAGAGUUUAGCUGCAUGGAAAUGCAAGUCCAAGCUCCCACUGUUGUUUCUCAAUAUUUUAAACACUCUCUUAGAACACCAUGAACGAACACAUUCCAUCCCAUUCUAUUCACAGUUCAAAUAUUUUGAAAAUUCUUUG